GUGCGGACGUCACGGGGCCGGUACGCGGGAUUGGAAAAGGGCGGGCGGACGGCGACAUGGUGGAGAAGGAAGAACCGGUGAUCAGUGAGGAGGAGGCGGCGCAGUAUGACCGGCAGAUCCGCCUGUGGGGGCUGGAGGCUCAGAAACGGUUACGUGGCUCCCGUGUGCUGCUGGUGGGGAUGAAGGGCCUUGGAGCUGAAGUGGCCAAAAAUCUUAUUCUGGCAGGCGUCAAAGCACUGACUCUACUCGAUCAUCAGCAGACCACCCCAGAGGAUGCACAAUCUCAGUUCCUCAUUCCGGCCGGCACUUUGGGAAGAAAUCGGGCUGAAGCAUCUCUGGAACGUGCACAGAACCUAAACCCAAUGGUGGAGGUCAAAGUUGACACAGAUAACAUCAAAGACAAGCCUCUGGAGUUCCUAGCCCAGUAUGAUGCAGUGUGCCUGACUUGUUGUCCUCGUGAUGUAAUGGUCCAGAUUGAUCAGUUCUGCCGAGCGCACCAUAUCAAGUUCUUUGCUGGCGAUGUCUUUGGUUACCACGGUUACAUGUUUGCUGACCUGGGAGAGCAUGAAUUUGUGGAAGAGAAGCAGAAGGUGGUAAAAGUUGGACCCACUGAAGAAGAUGGACCUAAAGCUAAGAAAGUCAAGCUCGAUCCAAAUGAGACCACCAUGAUCAAAAAGACAGUGAAUUUUUGCCACCUCAAAGAGGCUCUGGAAGUGGACUGGAGCAGCGAAAAAGCUUCCUCUCUGAAACGAACCCCAAGCGAUUAUUUCCUACUUCAAGUAUGUGAACCCAUUGAAGUGUUAGCCGCAAAGAGCAGGAAUUUGUGGAGUUGACUCCUGGCAUGGACUGAACCAGCUCAGCAAAUACUGAUUCUUUUCCAAGUGGCCUCUGAAAGUUCCUGACGUGAUGACAGGAAAAAGGCUUGUUAUGACACCUAAACACGAGGAUUUCUGCAGAUGCUGGAAGUUCAAGCAACACACAUCAAGGUUGCUGGUGCAUGCAGCAGGCCAGGCAGCAUCUCUAGGAAGAGGUACAGUCGACGUUUCAGGCUGAGACCCUUCGUCAGGACACGUGUCGUAAUUGAUUUGCCUCCAGACCCAGCAGUCGAGCUCACAUGGAGAGCAGUCAAGGCACAUUGUUUUUUAGGAGAGGAGCUUACUAACUUACUACCCACUACGCCACUGGCGUUUGGAGCAGCAAUGAAGUCCUCCAUCUCUAUCUGUCCUUGGCCACUCAGAUGUAGAAAAAUUCUUCACUGUUGUUUCCGUACCAGCUUUGUUUUACCAGCCUGAUUUGUUAGCCCUGAGCUGAACCCCCGAAUCUGGAGGAUUCGUGGAUCACUCUGAGUCUGGUCUUACCUUUGACCUGCUUGACAUAGGUGACCCUAAACAGAGACAUAGUAUAAAACCCUGACUCCAGCCAACAUAGAUCUCUGGGUCAUUGAGGCACACAAGCCUCCAAACCAAGACAAGCUUGUUGUCCUGUUGUGGGUAGGAGAAGAACAACACACACAACAGUGCUGGAAAAGCUGAGGAGGCUGUUUCUCUAGAAGGAAAGAAACAGUCGAUGUUUCUGGCCGGGACCCUUAGUCCAGACUGGAAAGGGAUGGAGAAGAAACUUCUUGAGUGUUAAUAAUGAAAAGUACUUUAAAAUUGCAGGUUUUUUUUUUAAACUGAUCUUUUUGUGUUUUAAGUAGCUUUAUUGUGACUUUCCUGAGAUUCAAGAUGAAUAAGUAGUUGUAUUAAUUAGUAGUUUGUGGGUUUGUGACCAGAUCUUUCAGGCUUACAUAUCGUGGUGUUGCCUGUGACAGCAUCCAGGAGAAAGGGCACUGGAAGCGGUGUGAGAGAGCACGCUGAAUUCCAUGUAGGUUAAAAUUCUAACCUCUGUACAGGUCGGCUCUUCCAUUAAUACUGUGGUCCAGUGGCUCCAGGACAAAAUCCUAUGCUACUCAGGGACUUGUGUCAAUUUUAUUUUGUAACUGUAUUGUGCUUAAUCUGAAUUAUUUGUGCUGUAUUGUAACUGCUGUGUAUGGCUAUAUGUGCUGUGUGUGACUGUUGACUCCUUGGCCCCUGAGGAAGAGUGUUUCGUUUAGCUGUAUAUAUGUGUAUGGUUGAAGGAUAAUAAACUUGAACUUGAUAGAAGGUAGAGGAUAAAUCUCGAACAUAUUCCAUUGUGUAGUCUUUGGAUAUCCAAAACUAUUGGAGUUUUAUGUGACAGACGGUCAAGAUAACAUUGUUGUAUAAACUUUAACAAUAAAUGAGCCUCUUUAGUUCACUUUUUUUUUGUCAACUCAGAUGAUCUGAAGGCACUAAAGCAGCAGCCUUGUCAUUAACAAUACCUGGUCAAUGCCAGCAGUGCAGACAGCAGCGGACCCGUUGUUGACGGUGCCGGGCUGAGGGCAGAGAUGCAGACACCAGCAGCCCUGUCAUUAACAGUAUCAGGUCAAUAAUGAUGAAGUAGCAACACUUGUUUGCAAGCUGUCCUGUGGAAAAAGCCGUGGGUGUUGCAGCUCGCAGCCUCAAGGCUGAUGUGUGCAGCCUCAAGGCUGAUGUGUACAGCCUGCAGGA
This is a messenger RNA of Mobula hypostoma (lesser devil ray), 2567 nucleotides long. RefSeq names its product SUMO1 activating enzyme subunit 1 (gene sae1). Gene Ontology annotation, molecular function: SUMO activating enzyme activity. Gene Ontology annotation, biological process: protein sumoylation. Gene Ontology annotation, cellular component: SUMO activating enzyme complex; cytoplasm. The record is from RefSeq and is a predicted model, not a curated record. The transcript is spliced from 7 exons. Bases 57 to 833 code for a protein of 258 amino acids. NCBI's taxonomy places the organism in Eukaryota, Metazoa, Chordata, Chondrichthyes, Myliobatiformes, Myliobatidae.